AUGGCUUCCUUCUCCGACCGCUUCACCAAGGGCUCGUACCCUAUCCACUCGGUGGCCGAGGCUGUCAAGCCCGGCCCCCAGGGCGUCGACCUCUACUCCCGCUUCUUCCUUGCCGGUGCCCUUUGCUGCUCCAUCACCCACGGUGCCGUCACUCCCAUCGAUGUCGUCAAGACGCGUAUCCAGCUUGAGCCCACCGUCUACAACAAGGGCAUGAUCGGUGGUUUCCGCCAGGUCGUUGCCAAGGAGGGUGCUGGCGCUCUUCUCACCGGUCUUGGACCCACCGCUCUCGGCUACUUCCUCCAGGGCGGUUUCAAGUUCGGCGGUUACGAGCUGUUCAAGAAGCUCAUUGUCGGACAGAUUGACAACGAGACCGCCGUCAAGAACCGCAUGGCCAUUUACCUUGGUGCCUCUGCCGCUGCCGAGUUCUUCGCCGACAUUGCCCUCUGCCCGCUCGAGGCCACCCGUAUCCGUCUCGUCUCGCAGCCCACCUUUGCCAACGGUCUUCUGCCCGGCUUCGCCCGCAUCGCCAAGGAGGAGGGCCUCGGCGGCUUCUACGCCGGAUUCGGACCCAUCCUCUUCAAGCAGAUCCCUUACAACAUGGCCAAGUUCGCUACCAUGGAGGUCGUCCUCGAGAACGCCGUCGCUGCCUACGGCAAGCCCAAGUCGGAGCUCUCGGGCGGUGAGGCUACCUUCCUCAACCUCGGCUCGGGUCUCAUUGCCGGUUUCGCCGCCGCCACCAUCUCGCAGCCCGCCGACACGCUUCUCUCGAAGAUCAACAAGCAGAAGGCCGCCCCCGGCGAGACCAUCACCGGCCGUCUGACCAAGAUGGCCGGCGAGCUCGGAGUCAAGGGACUGUUCGGUGGUCUCACCACCCGUCUGAUCAUGGUCGGUACCAUCACCGCCGGUCAGUUCGCCAUCUACGGCAAGAUGAAGGAAGUGCUCGGCGCCACCAACACCGUCGAGAUCUCCAAGACUGCCUAA
This is a messenger RNA of Pseudozyma flocculosa PF-1, 981 nucleotides long. RefSeq lists its product as uncharacterized. The record is from RefSeq and is a predicted model, not a curated record. Bases 1 to 981 code for a protein of 326 amino acids. Gene Ontology annotation, cellular component: mitochondrial inner membrane. Gene Ontology annotation, molecular function: phosphate transmembrane transporter activity. Gene Ontology annotation, biological process: mitochondrial phosphate ion transmembrane transport. The transcript is spliced from 2 exons. NCBI's taxonomy places the organism in Eukaryota, Fungi, Basidiomycota, Ustilaginomycetes, Ustilaginales, Ustilaginaceae.